Trachemys scripta elegans is the source of this 903-nucleotide messenger RNA. RefSeq names its product RAB17, member RAS oncogene family (gene RAB17). Gene Ontology annotation, molecular function: GTP binding; GTPase activity. The record is from RefSeq and is a predicted model, not a curated record. Lineage: Eukaryota; Metazoa; Chordata; Testudines; Emydidae. Gene Ontology annotation, cellular component: endosome.
UAGGACCUAGCAGAAAGUCAGAAAGGAAUAGGAUUAUGAAACUGUAGAAAGGAAGGGAACCCAGGCGAGCAGAAUCACUCUCCUUAGCAUUUCACAGGCGUGCGCAGGGCCCCGCCCUUCGGAACAGAGGCCAGCUCCACUCAAAUCACAACUCACCUUGAUUACAGGUUUUUAUAGCUCUGCAUUCUUAAAGGCAAAUCAACUAGCUGCUGAAUCAGUGGACCUUAAACUUUACCAAGCACUGUUGUGUUUGUGUGUUGAUGUACUUGUGAAAGUACCUGGCUCUCCGUGGGGAGUUUCAAGAGGUGUGCUUUUUACUUUCUAGUUUGCUUGGAUUUAACUUGCUUGAGCACUUGCCCAGCCCUGCUGCUACCGCUGCUUCCCAGCCAGCAUUGUUUCAAACUUUCAAUGGAUUGAAGACGGCCCCCCCAGCCCCCUAGAAGAAAAGCAAUGUUUAAAAAGAAUACGGCCCCGAGAAGAACGCAGCAUGUGGGGGCGGGGCCUUCCACGGAGCAAUCCUACAUCUACAAGGUGGUUCUGCUGGGGAGCACGGCCGUGGGAAAGUCAAGCAUAGCCUUCCGCUAUGUGAAAAAUGACUUCAGGGAAUCCGUGCCCACUAUGGGAUGUUCUUUCUUCACCCAGCUGGUAUGUUUAGAGACUGCCACGAUUAAGCUUGAGAUUUGGGACACUGCAGGACAAGAGAAGUACCAUAGCGUUUGCCAUCUUUAUUACAGGGAGGCUAACGCUGCCCUUCUUGUAUAUGACAUUGCCAGAAAGGGAACUUUUGCGAGAGCAAAGCUAUGGUUGAGGGAAUUAGAGAAGGAAUUUCUUCCCGAUGAGCUCGUGAUUGUUUUAGUCGGCAAUAAGACAGAUCUUGCUGAUGAGCGGGAAGUCACCUUUGAG